AUGUCUGAAUACACCCAAAACUCUGAUGAAGAAGUGUGUCCUGAGGACAUCGAUGAAGAUGAAAUCCUGGCAAACCUGUCCCCCGAGGAGCUAAAGGAGCUGCAGUCCGAGAUGGAAGUCAUGGCUCCGGACCCUGAAGUCCCAACUGGGAUGAUACAGAGGGAUCAGACGGAGAAACCCCCCACAGGGAGCUUCGACCACAGGUCCCUGGUUGACUACCUGUACUGGCAGAAGGCAUCCAGACGCAUGCUCGAGGACGAGAGAGUUCCCGUCACCCUCUUGCCCUCUGAGGUAACAAGCAAAAAAUCACAGAUAUUUAUUAUGCAGAGAAAAGAAAGACAUUACCAAAACGAGCACCUGUCCAACUCAGGAACACAGUUUGGGGAGACAAAGAAUGAUAGAAGCGAGAAUGAAAGAGAGGGGGAGGAGAAGGAGGAAGAAGAAUCAGAGGAGGAAGAUGAUGAAGAGGAGGAAAAUGAUGAAGAGGAAGCUGUGGCUGAACUGGAAACACAGGAGACUUACACCAAUGAGAAUCAUCGCAAUGAUCAGGCAAGUCAGAAUCCAGGUAUGGAAUCGGGAGAAAUCACAGAAAAACCAAAUGAAAAUGAAAAGAAAAUAUCAAAGCUAAACAUCCCCAAAAAGUUAGCACUGGAUACCAGCUUCAUGAAGCUAAGUGCCAGGCCCUCAGGAAAUCAAACUAAUUUAGAUGAGAGUUUGGAUAAGGUCCGAAAAAACAACCCAGAUGUGAAAGAGAUCAAUCUGAACAACAUAGAAAACGUCCCCAAAGAAAUGCUGAUAGACUUUGUCAAUGCCAUGAAAAAGAACAAGAACGUAAAAACCUUCAGCUUGGCCAACGUGGGGGCCGAUGACACCGUGGCUUUCGCGCUGGCCAACAUGCUGCGGGAGAACAGGAGCAUCACCACGCUGAACAUCGACUCCAACUUCAUCUCCGGCAAAGGGGUGGUUGCUAUCAUGAGGUGCCUGCAGUACAACGAGACGCUGACGGAGCUCCGCUUCCACAACCAGCGGAGCAUGCUGGGCCACCAGGCAGAGAUGGAGAUCGCCAGGCUGCUGAAAGCCAACGACACCCUCCUGAAAAUGGGGUACCACUUCGAACUGCCAGGGCCCAGGAUGGUGGUGACCAAUCUGCUCAGCAGAAACCUGGACAAGCAGAGGCAAAAGAGGCAAGAGGAGCAGAGGCAGCAGCAGAUGAAAGAGCAGAGAGAGUUGAUAACGAUGCUGGAAAAUGGACUUGGGUUGCCGCCGGGGAUGUGGGAAAUGCUGGGAGGACCGCUGCCCCAGCCGAGGAUGCACGAACCCCCACAAGCCCCCAAACCACCCGUCCCCAAGGCUGUGUCUCUGAGCAAAAGGCAGGAGAACACGAGGCAGCUGGCCCCUGAGCAGCCGGGCAACGAGAAGCCCGUCAACUUCAGAGUGGUCAAGCUGAAGAAGACUCAGCGCAAACCCGCCGUGCCAGAAUACGUGGAACCCGCCGAGAAAACCAACCUCAAGGAUGUCAUCAAAACGCUUAAACCAAUUCCCAGGAGGAGGCCACCUCCCCUCGUCGAAAUAACCCCGAGAGAUCAACUACUGAAUGACAUUCGUCAGAGCAACGUCGCUUAUCUUAAACCGGUGCCAUUGCCAAAGCAGUUGGAGUGA
This is a messenger RNA of Apaloderma vittatum (bar-tailed trogon), 1659 nucleotides long. It is a transcript of the gene LMOD3, whose product is annotated as leiomodin 3 (fetal). Gene Ontology annotation, molecular function: actin binding; tropomyosin binding. The record is from RefSeq and is a predicted model, not a curated record. Bases 1 to 1659 code for a protein of 552 amino acids. Gene Ontology annotation, cellular component: striated muscle thin filament; myofibril. Lineage: Eukaryota; Metazoa; Chordata; Aves; Trogoniformes; Trogonidae. The transcript has 3 exons. Gene Ontology annotation, biological process: pointed-end actin filament capping; myofibril assembly; muscle contraction.